GGCAGGAUUUCUGUGUUGUGGAAACCCGACGUCAGGUUGCCAGCAUUGUCAGAGCUUUCUCUUCAUUCAGCGGUUUAAUAUGCCUGACAGGAGCUCAGAAACCUUCAGCCAGAUGCAAAACCCAGAGAAACCACAAAAUGACCCUGCAGGAGCACAGAUAAACAUGGAUUCAUAUGAUUUCCCUUCACAUGAUGCAAUCUCUCAAAUCCUCCAGGAGUAUCUUCAACUCAAAAGGCCCAAAACUCAAACCAGGACAGAGUCUGUACCACAAAAAAAGGCUAACUCUCAACUGAACCGAACGUUUGAUGUGAAUUUAGCACACAAAAGUCCUCCAGCGUCUGAUUUAAAAGAUGAGUCCCCUAAUGGCGAAGUCAGUGAACAUCAAACUAAGGAGCUGGAAAACUACAGUGGGGCUCUGCAUAAGAUGGCGGAGGACAUGAUCGGCUUGCGAUCUCAGAUGAGGGUUUUGGAGUCUGAGAACAGUGAUCUGCGACGGGAACUCUCUCUGCAUCAGGACCUGGGACGAACGCUGCUGGAUGACACCGACGUCGACGUCAUGACCAACACUGAGAUCGCUGACCGCAUUGCCUCUCUGAAGUUCAAGCUGUCCAGUGAAAGCAGCAAAGCAUCCGCCAUGAAGGACAGAAUCCAACUGCUUCAAAACGAGCUCAUCAAGAAGAAUGACAUUGAGAAACAGUUUGUCCAGUUGCAAAGAGCACAUCAACAGCAGCAGGCUGUGUUAAAACGAUACCAGACCCGUGACAAGAAAAUAACUGCACUGGAGGACACAGUUCGCCAACAAGAAAAGGUCAUUGAGAAGAUGGAGAAAUUAUUGGAUGCAAAUCUGAAGGAAAGAAGAAAAGGCAAUUCAGAGAAGAAGAAAGCAGCCAUGAAACAAAAAGAUGAAGAGGAGAAGAGAAGAGAGAUCGAGUCUGUGUUUGUGGCAGAAAACUCUCGACUCAGAGAAGAGCUGGAUAGGCUGCGUAAUCUCCCUCCACCAAUCAUCAUUCAACAGCCUGCGCAGUCCUUAUAUCAGCCUUUCUCAGACAGUGAGAAACUGGAAUUACUGACACAACUGGCGAGAGCUGAGGGUCAAAUCCAGACACUGGAGCAGCAGGUAUGUGGUUCCCCACUACCCACACUACCAUUAUGGAGCUAACAGCAACCAGACAUGGUGUAUCUUAUUUCAAUACAGUUCAUUAUCAACAUUUGGAAAAUUCUCGAAAUUUAGAAAAAGUAUUAUAAACACAUUCAGAGGCAUAAGGUCUGGAAUUACUUAUGUUAUCUUGUUAAUGCUUAUAUUUUGUAAUGUAUGUAUGUUUAUAAUGAGGCAACAAUCACAUGUAAACUGCUGAAUAUAAGUUAAUGCAUGUUUAUGCAUCGUGUCAUAUCACUCAGCUCUUACUCUGAUUUUCUGUAAAAAGGAGGCCAAAAACUCUUUAACUGUUUAUGCAGAGUUUGAUAUUAAUUUCUGCCUCAGUUUUCAUACAUGUUAAAAUCACAAAAUAAAGUUAUAAAUACA
Messenger RNA from Danio rerio (zebrafish), 1522 nucleotides. Lineage: Eukaryota; Metazoa; Chordata; Actinopteri; Cypriniformes; Danionidae. The record is from RefSeq and is a predicted model, not a curated record.